Molecule: messenger RNA, 786 nt
Organism: Balearica regulorum gibbericeps (East African grey crowned-crane)
Lineage: Eukaryota; Metazoa; Chordata; Aves; Gruiformes; Gruidae
Source: RefSeq, a predicted model, not a curated record
AUGAUGGUAGUGCCAGGAAACGCCCCAGUCAUACAGCAGGAUCAUGCUCUGGAGCCUGACUUAGGACGAGACUCAACGGAGAACUCUGCCAUGGGCCCUGACACGGAGCCGGCGUCCGAGGAGGUUGGCCCAGAGCUAGAGGAGGUCCGAAAGCUGCGGGAGCUCGUGAGGAGACUGGAGAUCGAGAAUCAGCACCCAAGAACAAAGAGCAGCAGGAGCAUGCUUGGGACAAACAUGCAGAGCGAGAUCCAUGCUGGUGUGGAUAACCAUGACUCUGGUCUUAAUGGGCUGGAAAUUAAUAACAGCAUCAAUGCGAUAACGGAGAAGCGAGAAUUGCAAAUAAUGGCAGAUCUGCACAACCAAUUAAGCAAAAUAAGAAAAGAGGAAGGAGAGAACAACUGCUUAAAAAAAGACAUAGAUGCCCGAAUGCAAUAUAGUUGCAAUAGUGCCACUGAGGAAUUGUCUUCCAACGUGCGUAAGGCGGAGAUGAAGACCGAUGAUAACGUUACAUCUUCACGUAUGGAUACAAGUAAUAGCACAGAGCUUAUGGGAAACGUGGUCGUUGCAGGUAUUCAUUCCUCAGUUAAAAUAAAUGAACAAAAUCCCAAUGAAAAAUGUGGAGAUCUAGAAAGUCUUUCGAAUAACACAGAUCUGGAUGAAGUGAAAGUGUUAGAACUUGAAAAUUGCAACGAAGAAGAAGAUAGCUGGUACGUAUUUCAAAACGUUAGCAAUGCAUGGAACUUACGCUGCUGUGGUUGGGGGUUUCUGAGUUUAGGUGUGCAAUAA